Cololabis saira (Pacific saury) is the source of this 1326-nucleotide messenger RNA. Its product is annotated as dynein regulatory complex subunit 4-like. Lineage: Eukaryota; Metazoa; Chordata; Actinopteri; Beloniformes; Belonidae. Gene Ontology annotation, cellular component: microtubule; Golgi apparatus; motile cilium. Gene Ontology annotation, molecular function: small GTPase binding; microtubule binding. Gene Ontology annotation, biological process: flagellated sperm motility. The transcript has 10 exons. The record is from RefSeq and is a predicted model, not a curated record. Bases 79 to 1326 code for a protein of 415 amino acids.
GCCGCAUUUUUGCCUGUUUUCUGCUACAUCCAAAUCAUACAUUACUUUUCCUACCGCUUGAUUUUACCAGCAUAACCGAUGCCGUCUAAAAAGAAAGGUACAAAGCCUGCCAAGGCGAAGACGCCCACUUUGAUAAAUGGCCUUACCAUGGAGGAAAUGUCGAAGGAGCAGAUUGAAGAGCACUUUGCACACCUUCGAGAGGAAGUGGACAAAGAGAGGGAGGAGAGAAACUACUUCCAGCUUGAGAGGGAUAAGGUCGACACCUUUGGGGAAGUUGCUGACAGAAAACUAGAGAUAAUAAACUCUGAUAAGUUCAUAGAAGAUGAUGAGGAGCGUUUCCAAGAAGAGAUCAAAGUAUAUAAACUGAAGGUUAAACACCUCCUCUGUGAACAUGAAAACACAAGAUCUGAGCUGAAGGCAAACGGUUUAGUUACUGUUGAGCUGCAGCAGAAAGAGCAAGAUCAACUGGAAACGGAGCUUCUCAAGAAAAAGAGGGCGAUCGUGGUAGACAUGAAGGAGCUCAACAGUGAUGAACUUGUCCGGGAACUGGAAGUGAAAAGUGUUGAAGAAACAUCAAAUGCAAAGAACACCGCGGAGAGACUACUAACAGAAGUUGUAGCCAAAUAUGAGGAAAAGAUGAAAGUGCUGCAACAUGAUCUGGAGCAAUUCGGGAAAUAUGUGAGACUGGAGAAAGUGUCCCUAGAGGCCGGUCGCAUCCUCACCUUUAAAGAAGAACACCGUUGCACUUGGGAAAAUAGGAACAAGUAUACAUUGCCACCAUGGAGAUUUCUUCAAUUUGAGGUCCCCUUUAAGGAAGAAAUGUUUGAGGACGGGGACAUGCCUUCUGUUUUGCAAGAUACAGUUUCUGCUGAGCCUGUCACCAAAGCCAUGGAAGAUGUUGUGAAGAGAACAGAAUUCUCCCCAAACAAAAAGGACUCCAUUCUGAGCCACAAAAAAGACCUUGAAGACCGGAAAUUGGAAAAUGAACUCAUGGAACAGAAAUUCAGCAAGCUUCAGCUAGAGAGGGACGAACUGUUCAAUUCAUUCCCUCAGAAGAUUCAGAGCAUGCAAAAUGAGGCAGAGCUGAGGAACACAGUGCUGAAGAAGAAGCUGCAGGCCCUGACAGACACGCUGGAGAAGACCCGGGCUCAGCGUUCCUCUUUGCUCUUAGCUCCUACCCGGGACCACACUGACCUGCAGGGAUCCCAUCCUCACUAUUACAUGAUGCUCCUCCAGCAGGGAUCCCAUCCUCCCCGUCACAUUCAUAUAGGUCACUGGGCAGCUAAAGAAGUAAAAACAUUCGCUUUGGCUUUCGGCAGAGCUUAG